AACUGGCGUUGAACUUGGUGUCAGAUUUUGGAUUCCUGUUUGAUAUAGAUGAGUUCUGUAUUUCACGAUUAUUGAGAUGCUUGCUUACUUUAUUUUUGACGCAUAUUCACGUCCUGGAGGAGUCAAAUUUGAACCUAGCUCCUUCAAGUUAACACACGAGAUGGUAGUUCUAAUGGGCGGCAGAUAUUCCCAAGGCUACGAGCUAUUUCAACAUCUCACAGUGAAGGCUUUUCUCGCUAUCCGACCUCAUGCAGAUCAACUCGUCAGCACAGUCCAGCUCAUGCUAGGCACCGGUCUCCCGUCGUUCAAGGGUGAAUCCACCAUCAAGCGCCUCAAGGAUCGUUUUGCGCUCGGGUUGAACGAGCGUCAAGCUGCAGAAUGGAUGAUGGGCAUCAUCCGCAAUGCUCAUGAAAAUGUGAGGAGCACAGCCUACGAUGAGUUCCAACGGAUACAAAAUGGUAUACCGUACAAGUAGCAAAUGCUACUCAGAUUUAGUCAUGGAAAUUUAUCACGGGCUAGUCUACUUCUUGCCUUUGAAUCGCGUUUCAAGGCUUGGGGUUCUGAAUGUUAGUUUCGACUA
Suillus paluster is the source of this 580-nucleotide messenger RNA. RefSeq names its product phosphatidylinositol 4-kinase alpha-like protein. The coding region runs from base 77 to 475 and encodes 132 amino acids. Gene Ontology annotation, molecular function: 1-phosphatidylinositol 4-kinase activity. Gene Ontology annotation, cellular component: plasma membrane; cytoplasm. The transcript has 4 exons. The record is from RefSeq and is a predicted model, not a curated record. Lineage: Eukaryota; Fungi; Basidiomycota; Agaricomycetes; Boletales; Suillaceae. Gene Ontology annotation, biological process: phosphatidylinositol-mediated signaling; phosphatidylinositol phosphate biosynthetic process.